Equus caballus (horse) is the source of this 6956-nucleotide messenger RNA. Lineage: Eukaryota; Metazoa; Chordata; Mammalia; Perissodactyla; Equidae. The record is from RefSeq and is a predicted model, not a curated record.
UUUUUACUCCUAAGAGUAUUUCGUGUUCCUCUGGGGAACAUGAGCAGAAAAGAUGGAGAAGUAGGUAAAAGAGUGACCUCAGAAUACCUUCCCUCCAAUCUCCCAGAGACAACCACUGUUAACCAGCUCCUGGUGAAAAUUAAGCCUUCUGCAUGCAUGUAGAAUACAUGUAUCCUCCCCCCAGUGGAAUUAUAGUAUAUUUUAUGUUUGCAGUCUGGUUUUCUUACUUCACUGUAUCACAUACAUAUCUAUUUCAUUUUGCAGAUGUCUUAUCAUUUAUCUGCUUAAUACCUUAUUGACAUUUAGAUGUAUUCCUAACUUUUUGAUAUCAACUGCUUGAUGACGCAUAGCCUCACUGAAAUCUUUGCCUUGUCUGAAGACUCUUCAAGUGGAGUUGACAGUUGGGAAUCCGAUUAACAUUCUAAUUCUGUGUCUUCUUUUCCGAUGAGGAUUCCAAACCAAAUAGAGCUUAUCAGAGCCCCAGACUUCAUGUUCAGCAUCAAGAGCCCAGUCACUCCAUCACCCCUGGGUGACAGCAGUCACUGUUAGGGGUAAAGAGGACAGUCUUUAAUAAGCUCAUUAUUUAUAGGAAAGAAAGUCUGACUACAAAAACAGUCAAGAUAUCAAAUCAAAAACUACAAGUGAUGUUUGUUGCCAAGGAUUACCGAUCAUUGUAUUCUCCAUUCCCCAAUUAUUACUUGUAAUCGUCUCAGCAGUAAUUUGUAAUAUGGAAGAGAAUAAAGCUUGAGACUGAGGGAAAGACAGCGAAUGGAGUUCUUGAAGCCUUCUUCUUUGUUGUCCCUUAAUGACCCCCAGUGAGCCCCAGACCAUGCUUUCUCCACAUAACUCCAUUUAAGUAUCUUCAGUGGAAACCUUGGGUGAGCAAUAAAAACUCUACGCCACUAAUAAUACUGGGAUUAGUGUGUAUGUGUAAACACACUAGCCAGUCAUUCAGACAUAAAAAUCUUCAGAGAUUUUAAAAUCUGUUUCAAGGCACUCAGAGACCUUUCAGCUAAGUUUGACAAGGCUCUCUCCUUUCCUCUUUAAUAUCAUGAGCUAAAAUUUCUAAAGGAAAGGAGAAUGGAAUGAAUAGUGGAGUCGGGCCUGAAGUGUUUGCCUGCAGUGUAUUUAUCUUUAAAUAGCUGUGUUGAAGCAGGGUCCACAUGUCUCCCACCAGAGGUAUAAUUAGGAUUUCCCCAGGUACAUGCGAGGAAGAGGGUACGUGUCGUGUGCUGCAUGCAGCAAUUCGUACUCUCGCUGUUUUUGCUGUCACCUCUCUCGUUAUUCUUAAUGAGUUCUGUCGUCUUCUCUUUGUUCUGACUCUGAUUAUUAACAGAUUAAAAAAGCUUAACACAGCAGAGCAGUAGCAGGUUAAAUGAUUCUCGUAUUUACAUUUUUCUUUUUAUGGGGCACUGCAAACAAGGGGGAUUCCCAAAGGCGAUUCCUGAAACAUACACACACCUACACACAGCUUGUUUUUCUGACUGUGGUUCUUCUGACCGUGGAUGUCAGAGUUCAGCCAGAUAAAGAGCGCUUCUUGGGGAAUUCCUAGUAAAGAAAGCACUGGCAGCCAUUGUGAAGGAUUGCUUUCUGUUUUGGGCCUGCCUGCCUUUUGUUUCCCAAGUCUUAGAGAAUCUUCAGUGAUCAGCUGUCAUUCAACUGCUAAUUAAUUCAGCCAGCCAGCCUUUAUUGAACGCUUUUUAUAUGCUAGACACCUAGAAGACAGAGAUUAGAAACAGGAAAGUAGUAUCAGUCUGGUAGGUGAAAGAGAGGAUAACAGUAAACAUGUGAAAAUGCCAGGGUAGAGGUGCACAGCAUGUACAUGCAGGGAGGCAGGGGCACUCUGCCCAGGGCUGCCUGAGAUGGCUCUGGAAGGGACAGGACGCUUGAGCUGGCUUCUAGAAACGGCGUGGGGCUUGGAAAUUCUGCAGAAGCCCCCGCCAAGGCAUGGAUUCGUGUUGGGGUAUGUUGAUUGGAUGGUCCCAGGUUAGAGGAAGGAAGUUAGAUGUGUCGGAUUCUGUGGUCCCUGAGCUAGACAGUAGGGCACUGUCGAGGUUCCUUAGCUGAUAGGUGGGUUAAUAUGCCUAGACCUUUAUUUAGGAGGAUGAUUCUGGCAGCAAAGGAAAAUGGAUUGAGGCUAUAGGAAGGCCAUCCUAGGGGUUAUUGUAGGAACACAGGCAGGAGGCUGAAGGCUGAAGCCUGGUGGAUAUUGGGCAGAUGACUUACAUGGCUCUCAGCUCAAGUUUAAUUUGUAAAGUGGCUAUGUAGUGUCUAUAGCACACAGUCGCUGUGGUGGUGAACGAAAGCUAAUGGGUGUGAAACAGCCCCAGAUGAAGCCUGUGGUGGUCAGCCCAGUAUACUACGUAACUAUUUCCCAGGGAGGUUAGGCAGCUGUUUAGCAGAGAGGAGAGGAGGGUUUGAAAUUUCAGAGGAACAGUCUAGAAGACCAGCUUACUAGACUGCAGGUAUUAGACAAGAAUCCCACUCGUGGAGUUUUCUCUAAAGACAGUUGCCAGCUUUAUUGGCAAGGAGCACAUAUUUGGAUACAGUACUGGCUUUUGGUAUGGAGGACAAUAAAUUCUAAGUAGGGCAAAUGCAAAAGCCUGGGGUGAUUUAGAGGUCACAGAGUGAAAGGGGAUUAACCUGCUAGAAAGCAAUUAAGUAAUCCUCCAAUUGCAAGGAACACUGUGGUGCUAAUAAUGAACUUCCUUGAGCAAAGUGGGAAUGCUGUUACAUUAUAUGAACUCUCUGGAGAGGAAGGCAUACCGUCACAGUGGUACACAACUUCAUCUGUGGGAUCCUUCUGAGUGGCAUUGCAUCUUAAUAUCUGAGAGCCAUAAUGGUGGUCCAGAAUGCCACCUUGAGGGUUUUAGUGGCCACCCUCUCUUUCCUCCAAAUCAAACCAGCGUUAUGUUCCUCAGAUGCCUAGUUUCCAAUCAAGUCUGUGUUACUUGGCCGAGUCCUGCUGAGCUACAGUUUCUUUGCCAGGAUAGUUUAUCAGGCUAGUUAUGAAGAAAUAUGAAACCGUGGAGUUCUUAAGCCCCAAGUAGGGGAAGGGUGGAUCCCUUUUAAUUGCUCUGUGACCUUGAUCAGUUGUUCAGACUCCAAGACAUUUUGCUCAGAGGCUUGGCCCUGCUCCAGGCCAGCUGACCUCUGAUCAGGCUUUGCCCUCCCUGAAGAUAACGUUGGCACCCUUUUCCCUGCCAGUGGCUGCUGGUGCAGGCUCAGUAGUACUUUUCACAGUCAUCUCCAGCCUUCUCCUUAGUUUCUAGAGAUUCCCUUGGUAUUCUGUUAGGAUUUGUGGACACUUUGCAUGGGGAAGAGAGUAUAGAUUGUGGUGGUCAUCAAGGUCACACAGCCAUUAUUUGAAGUACCUUUCUACGUUGUUUCCACUUCUAAACUUGAUGGGCAAAAGGUAAGUAGGUUGAGCUCCUAGUGGUUGCUCUAUGGUGUGAUUUGUGCAUUCAUUUGAGAUAAAGAGAUCCAGAGACCUCAUUGCAUUUGAUUAGAUGUGUGUUUUUAAGCCACGUGUAUAGAUAACAGUGUGGAAAAGAUUGUAAGGGGAGUAUUCCAGCUGUUAAUUAAAAGAUACUUUUCUCCCGUUGCUAUAGGCCAGGUCUGCAUGUGGGCUGACAUUGUUAGGAGAUGCUGAGUCCGUCCUCUUAGGGCUCUUGCAGACAGAACACGUGCCAUGAGGUUCUCCUGCGCUGCCCAACAGCAUGGUAUAUUUCGGAAGCUCUCAGGAUGAGGAGGACGUCGAGGAGGAAGAUGAUGAGACGGAAGACGUCAAAACAGCCACCAACAAUGCUUCAUCUUCAUGCCAGUCAACCCCCAGGAAAGGAAAAACCCACAAGCAUGUUCACAAUGGGCAUGUUUUCAAUGGUUCCAGCAGGUCAUCACGGGAGAAAGAACCUGUUCAAAAACACAAAAGCAAAGAGGCCACUCCCGGCAAGGAGAAGCACAGCGAUCACCGGGCUGACAGCCGGAGGGAGCAGGCUUCAGCGACCCAUCCCCCAGCGGCCCCCUCCCCGGGUUCCUCGGCCAAGGGGCUCGCUGCUAACCACCACCACCCCCCUCUGCAUCGGUCGGCUCAGGACUUACGGAAACAGGUUUCUAAGGUAAACGGAGUCACUCGAAUGUCAUCUCUGGGUACAAGUGCAACCAGUGCCAAAAAGAUGCGCGAAGUCAGACCUUCACCGUCCAAAACUGUGAAGUAUACUGCAACGGUGACGAAGGGGACUGUCACAUACACCAAAGCCAAGAGAGAACUGGUCAAGGAAACCAAACCCAAUCACCACAAGCCCAGUUCAGCUGUCAACCACACAAUCUCAGGGAAAACUGAAAGUAGCAAUGCAAAAACCCGCAAACAGGUGCUAUCCCUCGGGGGGGCGUCCAAGUCCACCGGGCCCGCCGUCAAUGGCCUCAAGGUCAGUGGCAGGUUGAACCCAAAGUCAUGCACUAAGGAGGUGGGGGGGCGGCAGCUGAGGGAGGGGCUGCGGAAUUCCAAGAGGAGACUGGAAGAGGCCCACCAGGCGGAAAAGCCGCAGUCGCCCCCCAAGAAGAUGAAAGGGGCGGCUGCCUGUGCUGAAGCCCCCAGCAGGAAGGCAGCGGCAGCCCCGGCCCUGGCCCCAGCCCCGGCGGACAGGGCCCUCCUGAGUGGCCCUGGGAAGAAGGACGUGCCCGAGCGCAGUGCGGAGCGGACCCGGCCAAAGCGGGCCACGGCCGGGAAGAGCACGCCGGGCAGACAAGCACACGGCAAGCCGGACGGCGCCUCCUGUGAAAAUCGUUCUACCUCGCAAUCGGAGACCUUGCACAAGCCGCACGAGACCUCGGCCAGGCCCGAGAAGGGGGGCGGCAGGGCCGGCUGGGCGGCCAUGGACGAGAUCCCCGUGCUCCGGCCGUCGGCCAAGGAGUUCCACGACCCACUCGUCUACAUCGAGUCGGUGCGCGCUCAGGUGGAGAAGUACGGCAUGUGCAGGGUGAUCCCCCCUCCGGACUGGCGGCCCGAGUGCAAGCUCAAUGACGAGAUGCGCUUCGUCACGCAGAUUCAGCACAUCCACAAGCUGGGCCGGCGCUGGGGCCCCAACGUGCAGCGGCUGGCCUGCAUCAAGAAGCACCUCAGAUCUCAGGGCAUCACCAUGGACGAGCUCCCGCUCAUCGGAGGCUGUGAGCUCGACCUGGCCUGCUUUUUCCGGCUGAUUAACGAGAUGGGCGGCAUGCAGCAAGUGACUGACCUCAAAAAAUGGAACAAACUAGCAGACAUGCUGCGCAUCCCCAAAACUGCCCAGGACCGGCUGGCCAAGCUCCAGGAGGCCUACUGCCAGUACCUGCUCUCCUACGACUCCCUGUCCCCCGAGGAGCACCGGCGGCUAGAGAAGGAGGUGCUGAUGGAGAAGGAGAUCCUGGAGAAGCGGAAGGGGCCCCUGGAGGGCCACACGGAGCACGACUACAACAAGUUCCACCCCCUGCCCCGCUUUGAACCCAAGAACGGGCUCAUCAAUGGCGUGGCACACAGGAACGGCUUCCGCAGCAAGCUCAAAGAGGUGGGCCAGGCCCAGCUCAAGACGGGCCGGCGGCGACUCUUUGCUCAGGAAAAGGAAGUGGUGAAGGAGGAGGAGGAGGACAAAGGCGUCCUCAGUGACUUCCACAAAUGUAUAUAUAAGGGAAGGUCUGUUUCUUUAACGACUUUUUAUCGAACAGCAAGAAAUAUCAUGAACAUGUGCUUCAGCAAGGAGCCUGCACCAGCUGAAAUUGAGCAAGAGUACUGGAGGUUAGUGGAAGAGAAGGACUGCCACGUGGCAGUGCACUGCGGCAAAGUGGACACCAACACUCACGGCAGUGGAUUCCCAGUGGGAAAAUCAGAACCAUUUUCAAGGCAUGGAUGGAACCUCACCGUCCUCCCCAAUAACACAGGGUCCAUCCUGCGUCACCUCGGUGCUGUGCCUGGAGUGACAAUUCCCUGGCUAAAUAUUGGCAUGGUCUUUUCUACCUCAUGCUGGUCUCGAGACCAAAACCACCUUCCCUACAUUGACUACUUACACACUGGUGCUGACUGCAUUUGGUAUUGCAUUCCUGCUGAGGAGGAGAGCAAGCUGGAGGACGUGGUCCACACCCUGCUGCAGGCCAACGGUACCCCAGGGCUGCAGAUGCUGGAGAGCAACGUCAUGAUCUCCCCGGAGGUGCUGUGCAAAGAGGGGAUCAAGGUGCACAGGACCGUGCAGCAGAGCGGCCAGUUCGUUGUCUGCUUCCCGGGAUCCUUUGUGUCCAAAGUGUGCUGCGGCUACAGCGUCUCUGAGACCGUGCACUUUGCCACCACGCAGUGGACAAGCAUGGGCUUUGAGACUGCCAAGGAAAUGAAGCGUCGCCAUAUAGCUAAGCCAUUCUCCAUGGAGAAGUUACUCUACCAGAUCGCCCAGGCGGAAGCCAAGAAGGAGAACGGUCCCACUCUCAGCACCAUCUCAGCCCUUCUGGACGAGCUCAGGGAUACGGAGCUGCGGCAGCGGCGGCAGCUGUUCGAGGCCGGCCUCCACUCCUCUGCCCGCUAUGGCAGCCACGAUGGCAGCAGCACCGUGGCGGAUGGGAAGAAAAAGCCUCGAAAGUGGCUGCAGUUGGAGACCUCAGAGAGGAGGUGUCAGAUCUGCCAGCAUCUGUGCUACCUGUCUAUGGUCGUACAGGAGAACGAGAAUGUGGUGUUCUGCCUGGAGUGUGCCCUGCGCCACGUGGAGAAGCAGAAGUCCUGCCGAGGACUGAAGCUGAUGUACCGCUACGAUGAGGAACAAAUUAUCAGUCUGGUCAAUCAGAUCUGUGGCAAGGUAUCUGGUAAGAACGGCAGCAUUGAGAACUGUCUCAGUAAACCUACACCAAAAAGAGGGCCCCGCAAGAGAGCGACGGUGGACGUGCCGCCGGCCCGGCUUUCCUCCUCCAGCGCAGCCAAAAGUGCUUCGAGCUCCUCCUGA